GUGUUGGUAUUCGAUUCGAUAACGCAAGAUUCCAAAUUAGAACAAUACAGCGAAUUCUCCCGUUUUGCGACUGUGUCUAUUCGGAAUUCUAGUCGGGGAGUCAAACAUGACGAACAGAGAGAUACUCCUUACACGUAGGCGAUUCUCAAGGAAACGGAUCUUGAGGGGUCCUUACUAUAGAAUCGAGAUGGCAACUCCGGCUGCGGAUCCCCGCGAUUUUCUGUAUAAGGUGCUGGUAAUCGGUGAACUGGGAACGGGCAAGACCAGCAUCAUCCGCCGCUACGUUCACAAGGCCUAUAGCGAGCAUUACCGAGCCACGAUCGGUGUAGACUUCGCGCUCAAAGUUAUUCAGUGGGACGAGAAUACAGUCGUCCGGCUACAGUUGUGGGACAUCGCAGGUCAAGAACGCUUCGGUAACAUGACGAGAGUGUACUUCAAGGAGGCGGUCGGAGCUUUCAUCGUCUUCGACGUCACGAGAGGCGCCACGUUCGAAGCCGUUCUAAAAUGGAAGAACGAUCUCGACGCUAAAGUGCAUCUAGCGGAUGGUUCUCCCAUUCCUUGUGUUUUAUUGGCGAACAAGUGA
Galendromus occidentalis (western predatory mite) is the source of this 583-nucleotide messenger RNA. Its product is annotated as ras-related protein Rab-32. Gene Ontology annotation, cellular component: Golgi apparatus; trans-Golgi network; late endosome. The record is from RefSeq and is a predicted model, not a curated record. Lineage: Eukaryota; Metazoa; Arthropoda; Arachnida; Mesostigmata; Phytoseiidae. Gene Ontology annotation, molecular function: GTPase activity; GTP binding. The transcript has 3 exons. Gene Ontology annotation, biological process: endosome to lysosome transport; phagosome-lysosome fusion. Bases 107 to 583 code for a protein of 158 amino acids.